This is a messenger RNA of Haliotis rufescens (red abalone), 11477 nucleotides long. RefSeq lists its product as uncharacterized. Gene Ontology annotation, molecular function: calcium ion binding. Bases 142 to 8742 code for a protein of 2866 amino acids. Gene Ontology annotation, cellular component: membrane. The transcript has 58 exons. NCBI's taxonomy places the organism in Eukaryota, Metazoa, Mollusca, Gastropoda, Lepetellida, Haliotidae. Gene Ontology annotation, biological process: cell-matrix adhesion. The record is from RefSeq and is a predicted model, not a curated record.
GGGGGUUGGUUUCAUACCCAAACUUUCUUGGAGGUGAGCUGGUCUCAACACCCUCCGCAAGGCAACCAGAUACUUACAAAAGUAGAAAGGAUUACUUUUCACGAAGCACUGAUAUUUCGUUCACGGAAAUACUUUCCAUAGAUGAUGGGAGGAACAGCCUUCUUCUUCAUCGCUGUGGUCGUCAAUGCUUUCAUGGUGCUGGUCACCGCGACGUACCCAGUGGUCAAAAUGGAACAAAAGAAUGCAAAUGACCUUGAAAAUCUCCUGGAAGACGACUACCUCUUCCCGGUAAGGAAAAAUAUGUCCAGGGAAGCCCGUCAAAGACAGUUGAACUCCGCCAUGUGGUUGGGUGUGACAAGGGCUCCUCCCCCGUCGCUAACCACUCACUCAAUCCAUGACAGACCGGCGCUGGUAGAAAUUAACGAAUUCCUACUCGAAUCUGAAGACGAGGCUCUAUCUCGCGACAAGCGGCAGACAGGAUCCGGCGAUUCGGAUGCAGUUGAGGCUACCAUUACUCUCGACGAAGAAUUUACCGCUGCUAGUGCCAACGAAGCCAGUCGAACAGCGGCGGUAGAGAGCCAGCUUCAGAGCGAGCUAACCAACAAUGACAUCAGCGUGGAUUCGACAUCAGCCACUUCUAUAUCAGAUGUUGAUGGUCAGACCAUGUAUCGCCUCUCUGUCACAUUCUCUGCGGCGACAGACAGGGCCGGACUGGCCUACGUCCUGAUGCUGCUGCGACGUCGUGGGCGGUUCAGCGGCUUCAAUAUCGUUGUGAACCCAACGGUACAGAACGCGGCCAGCGUUGAAACAAAUGCUAUAUGUCUACUGUGCCCCGCUGAUAAACCUUGUAUCGAUGGAGAAUGCGGAGUUCCGUCUACAGCCUCUGGAAGUGGUCUUUUCCCAUAUGGGUACUGGAUGGUUGAUAGCAGACUGAGGCACACAAGAUGGGAUGUAUCAAGUGAGGAAUUGUCAAUUGAAGAUGGCUUCCCCUUCUACAGUACUGUUGAAGAGAAGUUUUAUAUUGGAGACAAUGGUGGCGUGAGCUUUGGGCAGGAAUACAACCCGUACUUCCUCGCAAGUAUGGGUAGCGCAGAGGUCAAGUAUGCGUGUAUAUACUGCGACGACUUUGACAUUAGAUUCGGCGGAGAUGUCUUCUACCACAUCUAUGUUGCUGGGGAGGACGAUGCCGAUGCAGUGUUGGACAGAGCCACAGCGGAAAUAAGCGCCAGAACAUCACGUGGUGGUUUCAGGGCAUCAUGGGCGUGUGUGAUCACGUGGUACAAUGUUCCCGAAUUCACAACUUAUAGUGCCACAGCGUCGAUUGCGAUCCGCAACACCUUCCAGAUGGUGAUGGUCACAGACGGCGAGGUGUCAUUCAUAAUGUAUUUCUAUAGUGACAUUCAAGCUUCCACGUCCUUCCGUGAGCAGGCCGUCCAUGGUUAUAAAGGGGCCAGCCAAUUCACCGAGCUGGAAUACUCCAGGCGAGAAACUGAAAUCGCUGGUGCCGAGGGAUUCGCGCUAUUUGAUAAACCAAUCAUGAGCGACGUUCUGGGCAACUCCCAAGGAGAAGUAGGGGUUUGGCUGUUUCAAGUCGGGGAAAUAGUCAACGUGAGUCCCGCUCGCCAGUGUACUCAGUGGUACCGUGAAAACCUCCCGUCCAGAUCAUUCUUCUCAUCACGGGCUUUUUUCCUUGGUAACAGACGUUGCCCCUGUCGACGUGAACUUGUACAAUGGUCGGCUAGAUUCCUUCCAGCUCCACCGUACUUCGGCGAGGACGUGUACUGUGUGGAAAUGCAGGCGACAACUAGUCUGGAUACCUUUGAAUGCUGUUACGACAGGACCGGUAGCUUCAUCGACAGCCUCCCUGAUGCAGGAACCUACAACCGCUACAGCAAGCUCAAAGACCCCUUCCGCCAUCAGCUCCAAGACAGUGACCCUAAGGACUGGUGCUGUAGACAGUCCAAUUUGUGUCAUCUCUACGAGAGAGUCAGGCCUAAGUCCAGAUGUUUCUUCAACGUUUGGCGAGCUAUCCUAUUCUUUAUUUUCGGCGACCCUCACUUUAUGACACUGGACGGCAAGGUGUUUACCUUCAACGGAUUGGGGGAGUACAGGCUGAUUGAACUGGAACCAACAGACAAGAGCUUCACUUUCAAGCUACAGUGCAGAACUGCCCAGGCACGUUCGAGCACAGGAGAGAAGGUCAAGGCCACAUUGUUCUCUGCCUUCGCGGUGGAACAGAAAAGUGACACUCUAGGAACAGGGAAGAUUCACGUUGGUCUCAACAAGGACAAGACAAGAAUGGUGAUCUAUAUCGACGAAGUGGAUGUGACUACUCAAUUUUAUGACGAAGCCAACUUCAAGAGAACAUCGGACCAUCUUAUCGCCUCUAAAUUAAACGACACGAAGGCUGAAUUUUCUUUCCCUGGAAUAGGGGUCGUUGUGACAAUGACCAUCAUCUCGGGGACACUGUCACAGGCGACAGUUCUUCAGGAGAGAUACAGGGGUCUACCAAAAGGUCUUCUUGGGAAUUACAAUGGUGAUAAUACGGAUGACUUCAAAUCCCCUGAUGGAGCCGAAACCUAUCCGGACACGGCCACAGAUGACGUACUCUACCCUUUCGGCCAGUCAUGGGCCAUAACUGUUCAAGAAGACUCUGUUCUUCAUUACAAUCCUGGCCAGACAAUAUCGACCUUCACAGAUGACACAUAUACCCCAUUGUUUGACAAGGACAUAUCAGAUGUCGAUCGCGAAGCUGGUAUUGCUAAGUGUGGCGGCGCGGAUAAAAAACAGUGUAUCUUUGACUACGCAGUCACCAAAAACGAAGCUCUCGCAAAUGCUGCCACAAGUCAACUCGAGGAAGCUAAGGCCGCUACUGAAAAUCUAGCAAACCGAAAUCCUACGAUAACUGGAACAAGGCAGAUCGAUGCCGAAUUAGGCAAAGCCAUCACCUUUAAAUUCAACGCCUCCGACGAGGACAGUGACACCAUUACCUACAUUGCCGUGAAAAAACCCACUGGUUUCACCUUGGACGCAGCCACUGGUUUGGCAACGUGGACCCCGUCCGGAAAUGAUCCUGUUUCUAUAAGCGUUGCUGCCAAGGACACGAAGGCCGCUCAGUCUCCCGUGCUUGAUGUUCAGGUGCGGUUGUGUAAAGGAUGUGGUAAUGAUGGUCAGUGCAAUUUUGACACCCCAGAGACACGUCCAACAUCACAGAAUGCAUCGCUUUUCCAAGUGGCAUCGUGUAAAUGCAACACUGGUUACUCAGGUUUAGCGUGUGAAAAUGACAAGAACGGCUGUAUUACCCCCAAUCCUUGUGGCCAGUUACGCACAUGUACUGAUGUCAAUGCUACUGAAGAAGUGAGAACUGGUCAAGCAUACACGUGCUCUGCCUGUCCCCCUGGGUACAACUCAAACAACCCUGCCGCAAAUGCAGAAUGUAAAAAUAUUAAUGAAUGCCUGGCUAACGACGGGAGAGGAGACUGUCCGGUCAACUCAAAAUGUGAAGAUACGAUUGGUUCCUUCAUGUGCAUGUGUGAGAAGGGAUUCAGGAAAGAUAGCAGCGGCAAAUGUGUCGAUAUUGAUGAGUGUGACGAGAGCAGCAGCGACUGUGUACAAACAUGCAACAACAUCGACGGCGGCUGGCAAUGCGGCUGUUACGAUGGAUACACCCUCAACGCUGAUAACAAAACAUGCGACGGAGCGCCUGUUGGCGCCUGCGCAACCACUGAAUGUGAACAAUUGUGUGACAACGGCACCUGUAAAUGCAGACCAGGCUUCACCCUUGAUUCUAAUCUAAAAAACUGCACAGAUGUCAACGAAUGUGACCAGAACCUGUGCGGUCAAAUCUGUAACAACACCGUCGGCAGCUACGUAUGCUCCUGCUACACCGGCUUCAAACUGUCACAAGACAAACAGACCUGCCUCAAAUGUGGCUUCCCGAAGUGGGGGGUAGAAUGUCAAUCCACAUGUGAAUGUCAAGGUCGGGCCACGAGCUGCGACCCCGCUAGGGGAUGUGUGUGUACUGCGGGAUGGACAGGACCAAGGUGCAACGAAGAUGUUAACGAAUGUCAGGCGAACCCUACCAUCUGCGGCAACUCGCAAACAUGUUCUAACACCAACGGGUCAUAUGUAUGCAUGUGUAGUGAAGGUUAUGUCAAGAACGGAACCGACUGCAUAGAUAUUGAUGAGUGUAAAUCUACCACCGACGCCAACGUUUGUCCUUCCAAUUCCAUAUGUGUCAAUGUCGUUGGCUCGUUCGCUUGUAACUGUAACCCAGGCUACACGAAGGAGGGCAGUAAUUGCACGGACAUCAACGAAUGCAGCAACGGACAGGACAUUUGUGAACAAUCAUGUAUGAACGUGGUGGGCAGCUACAACUGUUUCUGCAACGGCGGUUACACCCUCAACGAUGAUAGGAAGACGUGUACUAAAGAUCCUGAGCAGACUGACCCCUGUGCGGGACUGACCAAUCUGAACUGUAGCCACUACUGUGAGGUGGUCAGUGGCAGCGCUGUCUGUAAAUGUAACCGAGGCUAUUCACUGGGUGCUGACCAAAUGACGUGUGUUGACUUUAACGAAUGCGACAAUGCAACAUUAAACCUGUGUACCGACAAGAGCACCUGCACAAACACUCCGGGUUCUUACAAAUGUACCUGUACAUCUGGUACAAAUCUAGACAAUGAUGAGCGGACAUGUGUUGCCUGCGAUGACAGCCACUGGGGUGUGAAUUGCUCAAGUGAGUGCGGAUGUGCCCCUCUGGGGACACAGGUCUGUAACAAGACCACGGGCUGCAGCUGCAAGAGCGGCUGGACGGGGGACAAAUGUCAGAGCGAUAUCAAUGAAUGUUCCACCGCUACCUGCCAGGCAAACUCCGACUGUCAAAACACGCCUGGAUCGUUUCUCUGUCAAUGCCGUACAGGUUUCAUAGCAAAUGGAAACAGUUGUGACGAAGUCAACGAGUGUUCGAGCAGCACGGAGAACGAGUGUGACCAUGACUGCACCAACACUGUUGGCAGCUAUCAGUGUUCCUGCCAACCGGGCUUUGUGCUGGAGGGGAAGGGUACUUGUAAAGAUAUAGACGAAUGCGCCCGUGGGACAAGUGGUUGUCCGCAAAAGUGUAGAAACAAUCUUGGCGGAUAUGCAUGUGAAUGCUACGAUGGCUAUGAGCUUACACCAAACAGGUUAAAUUGCAUACUGAAACCUGGAGCUACGACUUGCAACAGAACAGACUGCUCCGCCAACGGUGGUUGUCGUGUUGAAGGAGGAACAGACAUAUGUUUCUGUAACCCAGGAUACCAGCUAAGUGACGCCGACAACAAAACCUGUGAUGACAUUGACGAGUGUGACGUGAAUACAACGUGUUCGCAGAACUGUACGAACUCACCUGCUGGCACGUACACAUGUUCCUGCUCUGAUGGCUUCCAGUUGGCUGCUGACAUGGCAACUUGUGGAGCAUGCCCUGAAGGAAAGUAUGGAUCCAACUGUGCUCAAAACUGCAGCUGUGACGCCACAAACACCAUCAGCUGUAACGCAACUGACGGCAGCUGUAGCUGUAGGACUGGAUGGAAUGGAACGACGUGCACGGAGGACGUACCAGAGUGUACCGAAACUCCCAAUAUCUGCGGCACCAACGGCGUGUGUAACGAGAGGAACGGUUCCUAUUCCUGCACUUGCCAACCAGGAUACAUCAGAGCUGGAGAUGCAUGUAGUCAAUGCACUUCGACAACAUUUGGGGUAAACUGUGCAAGUCAAUGCACGUGUACUUUCGCCAACACAGCGUUCUGUAACUUUGUCGAUGGAUCAUGCACGUGCAACACAGGCUGGAAUGGCACCAACUGUGAGACUAACGUCAACGAGUGCUCAGCCGACCCACCUGCAUGUAGCGGCGCUAAUGAGACGUGUCGAGACACUUCUGGCAGCUUUGCGUGUGACUGUGAAGCGGGGUUCCAGAAAUCCCCCGACAAUACUCAAUGUAUUGGAUGCCAAUCUCCGACCUAUGGUACAGACUGCUCAAGCACCUGCACCUGUAUUUCCGCAAACACAGCGUCCUGUAACCCGGUCAAUGGAUCCUGCACGUGUACCUCUGCCUGGACCGGCAUCAACUGUGAGACUAACGUCGACGAGUGUUUAGCCACCCCAUCUGUCUGUACUGGGGCUCAAGAGGUGUGUCGCGACACAAACGGUAGCUAUGUGUGCGACUGUAAUCCUGGGUUCGGGAGACCAACAAGUGGUGCUGCUUGUGCUGCAUGCAAUUCGACAAGUUAUGGCACCAACUGUGAAAACGCAUGCACAUGCAUAUCCGGGAACUCAUUGUCCUGCAACUCGGUCAAUGGAUCCUGCACGUGUACCUCUGCCUGGACCGGCAUCAACUGUGAGACUAACGUCGACGAGUGUUUAGCCACCCCAUCUGUCUGUACCGGAAGUCAAGAGGUGUGUCGCGACACAAACGGUAGUUAUGUGUGCGACUGUAAUCCUGGGUUCGGGAGACCAACAAGUGGUGCUGCUUGUGCUGCAUGCAAUUCAACAAGCUAUGGCACAAACUGUGAAAACGCAUGCACAUGCAUAUCCGGGAACUCAGUGUCCUGCAACUCGGUCAAUGGAUCCUGCACGUGUACCUCUGCCUGGACCGGCACCAACUGUGAGACUAACGUCGACGAGUGUUUAGCCACCCCAUCUGUCUGUACCGGAAGUCAAGAGGUGUGUCGCGACACAAACGGUAGCUAUGUGUGCGACUGUAAUCCUGGGUUCGGGAGACCAACAAGUGGUGCUGCUUGUGCUGCAUGCAAUUCGACAAGUUAUGGCAGCAACUGUGAAAACGCAUGUACAUGCAUAUCCGGGAACUCAUUGUCCUGCAACUCGGUCAAUGGAUCCUGCACGUGUACCUCUGCCUGGACCGGCAUCAACUGUGAGACUAACGUCGACGAGUGUUUAGCCACCCCAUCUGUCUGUACUGGGGCUCAAGAGGUGUGUCGCGACACAAACGGUAGCUAUGUGUGCGACUGUAAUCCUGGGUUCGGGAGACCAACCAGUGGUGCUGCUUGUGCUGCAUGCAAUUCAACAAGCUAUGGCACAAACUGUGAAAACGCAUGCACAUGCAUAUCCGGGAACUCAGUGUCCUGCAACUCGGUCAAUGGAUCCUGCACGUGUACCUCUGCCUGGACCGGCACCAACUGUGAGACUAACGUCGACGAGUGUUUAGCCACCCCAUCUGUCUGUACCGGAAGUCAAGAGGAGUGUCGUGACGUGACCGGCAGCUAUAGGUGUGACUGUAGCACUGGGUUCGGGAGGGCAUCAGCAAGCUCACCGUGUGUUUCUGUUCAAGGGUACAGCACAAUUAUUAUACUGGACGUAAACUACAAUGCCGUGAUUAACAACCCAUCGUCGGCUGCAUACACCAAGCUGCAAGAGGACAUUGCAAAAGCGAUUGACGCUAUCAUCAAAGCUGUGUCCGGAACCGCUCAUAUAAUGAGCGUUGUUGGAACAUUGAGCACGGGUAGCACUGAAGCUCAUGUGUAUCUGAAUAUCGACAAGACCAAAACAAGCAACUAUGAUGGCCUCCUGGCUGCUUCGUUGGAGAAAUUGGCGGAAAUCGGUUCGAUCGAUAUCAAUGGCACCGCCGUUCCCAUCAGCAAAAUCGCUUUCGGCAACAAAGAAAUCACUGCGGGACAAAGUGUCUGUGACGUGUACCACUUUAUACGCAGCCUUUCAAAUGACGAACAUUGUGCACUGGGUAGUAAUGGCAUUCCUGUCGCAACGAAGCUUCCAGGGAAUUCCACACAAGGAUACAACACGAUUGUCACACUGAACGCCAACAGGGACACCAUCUUAGCCAACACGACCAUCGCUCCUUACUUCAAGCUCCAACAAGACAUCGGAAACGGGAUUGACUCUGUCAUAAGUGUUGUGUCCCCCGAUACACACGUGAGCACAUUGGUUGGAAGCCUGAGCAAAGGCAGCGUCAUAGCGCCCGUGUCUCUUCGAGUCGACGUCUCCAAGACGGACAACUUUGACGGCGUAUUGGCAGCGAUGCUGGAGAAACUGGCUGAGGUCGGCAAGAUCACCAUUGAUGGUCUCGUCGUCGCAAUCACUAAACUCGUCUACAACAACAUAGAAAUCACCAAGGGCCAAAGUGUGUGCGAUGUAUACAAGCUGUUACGAAAAUUAGCCAGCAACGAGUACUGUGAGCUGAACAAUGGCAUACCUGUCACAAGGAAACUCCCAGAAGAUUCUGUCAACAUCCCUCUUGCGAUUGGUCUGUCCGUGCCCCUGUUCAUCAUCCUCGUCCUCAUCAUUGCUGGACUCAUCUAUCUCUGCUGCCUGCGGAAUAGGAAGAUGGCUCCGCGUAGGCCGCCGUCGGAUGAGCGUGACGAUGACGCCUUCCGAAGUGCUUUCGUGGGUAACGUACCAACCAAGGGUGACUUCGGUGCUGCUCGCUACAUGAUGUACUCCCCGCACACACUCUCAGAGACCGCGUCCCAGGUCAGCGACGGCUCUGUCAAAAACGGCCGUCGUCCCAAGAACGUUGGAACACGUGACUUCUACGACACACCAUGGGUGAACGAACGUUACCAAGGCCUCACAGAAACAUCAAGACAUCCUGGAGCACGGGGAGAGCCAACAUCUAAUUUCUCUUGGGAAAAUCUAUUUUCUACACUUGACCCUCACAGAAACAGACAGUUCGAAGUCCCGAGACCACAAAUCAACUCAUCCCCUACCAAGGCGUACAGGGAUUCUCUGGCAUAAAGAACAUGUAUGGAUUCGCUUAUUUAUUAUUUUGAAGUCAGUGUGUGCUUUUGACUCUCCUUGUGAAGGGCAAGCCUGCAAUAUUGUGUGCUGGAACACAGACUCAGAGAUCUUUCCAAAGGAUAACGUUUCUGUGCAAUGUGUUCCUAUCGCGUGGUCUCCUACCUCCGGAAUUUCUAAAUUGAAUAUGGAUACAUUUGACAACAGUUCCCUGACUGUGUGGAGAAACGUGGACAAUGGAUACUACAAAAAAAUACACACAUGGGAUUGUACAGUUGGUUUUAAAUGCAUGUAUUCCCCACUAUGAAGGUGAUGUAAAAAUUGUUUUCGUUAAUCUCUUUAUAUUAGUACAUCCUAAUAUAUCGACAUAUUGUAUAGGGCGUUUGUUUUAUUUGUGGGCCACACUUUUGUGAUUCUUUAAAAAAGGACUAUCGAUUAAAUAUUGUCUCCUAUAAUAUUGAAGGUAUUAGUAUUAGUUAUAAGGUUUUCAUUCAAAGAACAAUGCAAUCAAAAGUGCAUAUUAUAUUACAUAGUACAGUAAACUACGGUUGUAACGAACUCAAAGGGACUACUAAUUUUAGUUCGUUAUAACCGUAGUUCGUUAUAAGCAUAUAUACAGCAUAACUUAAGCAAAUAGUCGGGACCAAAAAAGGAAGUUCGUUAUAUCCGUCAGUUCGUUAUAAGCGUGUUCGUUAUAACCGUAGUUUACUGUACAUACAUAUUGCUAUUUCAUUUUCAAUUAAAUGGUUCUUUUAAAUCUAAAAAAGCGUGGCCUCGACACCGAUAUUUUAGCGUAAAAGACGCGUUGUUUACAUUAUCCUGUAAAGAUAUAUGAAAUAAUGCACUAUUGGGUAUAAAUGUCAUGUGUGGUGUCACGAUCAUGUUAUUUUAGCGUUUCUGGACGCACAAGAAUAACGUUAACCAACCGGUACUGUUAUUUUGCUAUUUGGUAGGGACAACUGUGUAAUGAGUGUUUGCAGCUGCCAAUUUCCUAUUUUAAUAAUCUGUUGAAAAGAUGAGUAACAACGUUAUUUUUUCUAUAUGAUCCUUUUAAAACCAAGACAAAUAUUCUUCUAUUGUGAAUGUAGAAUCAAUUCACCUUCUUCAGAGAAGAACCCUCAUUAUAUUUUUUCCCAGAAUAUGUUAAAAGGGUGCAUAAAAAACGUCAGAAUUUUUCCAAAAAAUGUGUAGUCAUUUCAAGAAUAUUGUUUAGUUGUUGUUUUUGUUAGAAUUUUUAAUGCUGUUACAACUUUAGAUUGUGUAGUGAGUUGUGUUUUUCAUGUUGAUUACUGUAUCCCGUGUAAUUCUGAAAAGCAUUACAUUGUACGAAUAAAACUGUUAAUUCAUACCCGUUUUGGACAAAUAAAAUUACGACAUGAAUUAUGUGUACGGUCAUUUAAUCCCAUAUUGUGGAGUUCAUUUCUGAAGAAUAUCUUUCAUCAAUAUGUCAUUGGGGAUAUAUAACCAUUUACCUUUUUUUAGGUGCGCUUUUUUAUAGCCAACAAAGGGCUAUGUAAUAACUAACACCCCUCGUUCGAAGUGAAUCUUUCCCAAACACUUUCGUAAGAAAUAUAUUUCGUUCGUUACAUUUCGACUUUUCGAUGAAAGCCCAUUGACUUUUGGUCAAGUAAGAGAGGUAAGAAAAGUUUUCAUAACAUAUAGUACCAAUUUAACUACAUGAUUCCAGUAUUUUCGAAAUAUAGCAUAACAAUUCAAUAUUGAUAAGUGGAGCCAAAAGUCUUACAAUACAAUAAUCUAGAAUUUCACAAAUAUAUCAAAGACAUAUAAAUAUCGAGAACAUUAGAUGUUAUUUCACAUAUAUAUUUUCGUCCAGAUUUGAGCUGAUCUAACGUCUUUUUCGGGGGUGUGGUGUGGUUUUCUAUCUAUUUAAAAUAUGUUAAAUUUCACUAUAGCUAACUGAUAACGACUAGAAUAAUGCCACUAUGACAUAUAGUUUACGAAACUUUACAAUCGUUAAGUCGAUGGGCAUGAUCAUUGAUGUGGUGAUGUAUGAUUGCAGCUGUUUUAGUCUCACUAAAUACCCUGAAUCUGAUCCCCAUUAACUGUACAGCAGUCUUAGAGGAAUAAAAGCUUAAAUAACUGUGUUGCUUCACUUUAGGGACCGAACAUUUCAUAAUCAUGGGAUUGGUGGGGUGCUUGGAUUUUUCAAGAGAGUAAUCAGUUUCGAAUAUCUGCCGAAAUACAUUUAAUAAAGUAUAAUGAUGAAUGAUGUAUAAGUGAUGAAAAUUACAUGGAUCACUGGAAAUCAUAUGCAUUGAUGAAAAAGGGUAAGCAUUUUAAGCUCCACCUGUAGCACUCACCACAAAAAGUAAGUGUUUGUUGGUUUUUGCCCAAACAGGAAAAGACAACAUACCUUUUCAGUUAGCACUUCAAGAUAUGCAAAGCAAUUUGUAUACAAAAUGCAUAUUUAAAUUUUAAUUCCCACCAUCUCCAAAAUGUCAAAUGAUCAGCCCCUACUUCCUACUAUGAUGCAUAAAAAACAGCAAAACCCUUUAAAAGAUCGUGUGUUUCCUGUCCAAAAUUAAACGAAAAUCUUAUUGAAUUUCAUCCAAAUUGCUUUGACAUAUGGUUUGGCGCUAAGACACUUCAACGUCAUUUGCAAUUAUAAUUUGGCUCUGCUCUGGAAUAAUAAUACUUUUAGACAUUUUUCAUAUCAAUAAAGAAGUUGUUUUUGUGAUUUAAACAUGUCCGAAAUAAAACCUGUUGCACACGGA